AUGCAUAAUAAUAAUUUAACAUACCAACAAUAUCAACAACAACAAUUAUUAAUUCAACAACAACAGCAACAAUUAUUGUAUCAACAACAAUUAUUACAACAGCAACAGCAGCAACAACAACAACAACAACAACAAAAACAAUAUAGCCAUGGUAGACCAUCGACAUUAGGUUUACCAAGUAGAAAACCACCACCAAUGCAACCCCAACCUCAACCACAAAUACAAGCACCAAUACAAUUAACAUUUCAACAACAACAGCAAUUAUUACAACAACAACAAUACCAAUUUAAUAAUAAUUUAAAUACAAUCAAUAACAAUAACAAUAACAAUAUCACAAAUAGGCAUAGUAUGGUUACUCCAUCAACAAAUUUAGGUGGAAGAUCUUCUUUAGGUCCCCCAUCUGCAAUGUUAACAAAUAAUAAUAAUAACAAUAGCAAUAUUAGAAAUACAACAUUUAUAUCAAAUAGUGGUGGCAAUAAUAAUAAUAAUAAUAAUAAUAAUAAUAAUAAUAAUAAUAAUAAUAAUAAUAAUAAUAAUAAUAAUAAUAAUAAUAAUAAUAUAAUUAAUAAUAAUAAUAAUAAUAACAUUCAUACCCAAGUACAACCUAAAAAAUCAAUUGCACCAAGUAAAUCAAAUACAAUAUCAUCAAAUACAACAACAACAACAACAGCAGCAUCAUCAUCAUCAUCAUCAAAUCCAUCUAUUACAUUAAGACAAGAAACUAGACCAGUUAAUGAUAGUAAAUUUCAAUCACAAUGUUUAUUAAGACUUCAACAAUUUUUAUCACAAAGUGAAAAAGGUUAUCCAAGAGCAAUUACAAAGGAUAAUCUUAUGAGUGAAAUUAAUGGCUUAAUGAAAUUCCUUUGUCUUCAUAUUGAUCCACAUUUUAAAUUACCAACAGAGAAACCAGAGGAAGAGAUUAUAUCAUUCUUUAAGAUGAUGGGUUAUAGAUCGGCUGGUUUUACAAAACGUGUUUUCAGUCAAGUUGGUAAUGCUCAUACAAGAGGUCAUCUAUUGGGUGCUAUCAUUUGGAUGGUUGAAUUGAUUGAAUAUGAUCAAAUCAUUCGUCAAAUGGAUUCCCACAUUGAAAGGGAAAUACUUAAUGGUAAUACAAUCGAUGAGAAUGGUAACCUCACCACCACUACCUCUGCCACCAACACCAAUGAAGAUGGUAAUUUCAAUUUAACCACUCAAAUAUUUUCAAAACAUGUUUUUAAAUCUUAUGAAGCAUUUUUAAAAGGUGAUGAUGGUAAUCAUGUUGAUCAAUUUUUAGAAGAGAAAUUCAAUGAAGUCAAUGAACUAAUAGUGAAAGAAUGUGAAGAAUCAAUGGAGAGACAAAAAAAGAUAAAACAAGAGAUUGUAAAUCUAACACAAUAUAUAACCAAUGAUGAUAUCGAUCAAUUGAAUUUUAAAUUGGAACAAACCAAUCAAGAAAUCAUUGCAACACAUGAUCUUAUCAAUGAUAAUGAACUUGAGGAUCAAAAAUUGGAUCAAGAGAUUGACCAAAAUCAAACUCACUUUCAAGAAUUGGAAAUUCAACAAAAAGAACACCAAAAAAAAAAACAAGAAUUUGAAUCACGUAUACAAAUUCAACAAUCAAACUCUGUAGAUGCAAAACGAAUCAAUCAAGAAACAUUUGAACUCAAAGAAGAACUCGAUAAAGUUCAACGUGAACAAUCUAGACAUGAUCAAUUAAAACAAGAGAAAUCAAAAGAAAUUAAACAAUCAAUUAAUGAAAUUGAAAAAUUAAUUCAAUCAUAUAAAGAAAUUUGUUGUAAAGCUUCAUUAGUAACUAAUGAUAAUUUAAUAAUUGAAAAAUAUAGAAUAAUAUUUACUCAUACUUUAAAUAAUAACAAUAAUAAUAAUAAUACCAAUAAUAGUAGUAUUUUAAAUAUUUCAAAUAAUAUAAUUAAUAAUAAUAAUAAUAAUAAUAAUAAUAAUAAUAAUAAUUAUGAAGAAGGUAUAAUUUCAAUUUCAGAUUUAAAAUUAGUUAUUAAAAAUUUACAAGAAUUAAAUUUAGAAAUCUCUCAAAAUAUUUCAAAAAUUAAACAAGAUUUAUUAAAGACAAGUAAUUUAAAUGAUAUUCAAAAGGAAUCAAUUAGUGAUAAAGAAUUGGAAUUGGCAAGAAUUAAACAAAAACAUGAUAAACAAAAGAAUAUUUUAAAACAAGAGAAACAAGAUCAAACUUUUGAUAUAACUCAACGUGAAGAAAAUAUUGAACAAUUGAAAUCUUCAAAUAAGAAAUUAAUUGAUGAUGGUGUUCGUGAACUUGAAAAAACAAUUCAAUUAUUAGAAUCACAACGUGAAGAACAUUCUCGUUUAAAAAUUGAUUUAAAACAAUCAUCUGAACAAAUGAAACUUCAAUAUUUAAAAAGAAUUGAAAGAUUUAUUUCUCAUCGUCAAUUAAUUGGUUCUCAAAUUUUUGAUACAUUACGUCAAAUGGAAGAAUUAUCAUUAACUCAAAAAAUUUUAUUCCCUCCUCCACCACCACCACCACAAUUAUCACAACAACAUCAACAAUUAAUGCAACAACAACAUCAAAAUAACACCAUUGAUAUUGAUGAGUAA
Dictyostelium discoideum AX4 is the source of this 2568-nucleotide messenger RNA. RefSeq names its product kinetochore protein Ndc80 (gene ndc80). Gene Ontology annotation, biological process: attachment of mitotic spindle microtubules to kinetochore. Lineage: Eukaryota; Evosea; Eumycetozoa; Dictyosteliales; Dictyosteliaceae. The transcript has a single exon. The record is from RefSeq and is a predicted model, not a curated record. Bases 1 to 2568 code for a protein of 855 amino acids. Gene Ontology annotation, cellular component: Ndc80 complex; nucleus.